This is a messenger RNA of Corythoichthys intestinalis (scribbled pipefish), 2314 nucleotides long. RefSeq lists its product as uncharacterized. The coding region runs from base 1249 to 1980 and encodes 243 amino acids. Lineage: Eukaryota; Metazoa; Chordata; Actinopteri; Syngnathiformes; Syngnathidae. The record is from RefSeq and is a predicted model, not a curated record. The transcript has 12 exons.
UCGUAGUCCUUUGAUCUCUAUUGGUGCUGACAGAUGAUUAAUGACCCCAGCCCCCCUUUACCCCUUUGAUCGUAGUCCUUUGAUCUCUAUUGGUGCUGACAGAUGAUUAAUGACCCCCGCCCCCGGACCCCUUUUGAUCGUAGUCCUUUGAUCACUAUUGGUCAUGGCAGAUGUUUAACAACUUUGAAGUUUAGCGCAUGCGUGCUAGGCGUGUUAUGGGUUAUGUCCGUACAUGUCCCCCCUAGAAAAAAACGUAGUGUGUGGAGGGGGCGUGUUUAGCGCAUGCGUGCUAAUGCGUGUUCCGGGGACAUGUCCGUACAUGUGAAUCGGAAGUAGUAGGGCGUGUUUAGCGCAUGCGUGCUAAUGCGUGUUCCGGGGACAUGUCCGUACAUGUCCUAACGAAGAAUCGGAAGUAGUAGGGCGUGGCUAGCGCCUGGGCUAGUCGUAGCCAAAGCGAGCUAACCGGCAUUCUCAACAAGCUACCGUGAGGGGAGCCAUGAUUAACGAGACGUGUGUUAACAUUAGCCCUCAGCUGGUGAAGACUGCUUUUUACCAGGUUGGUCACAUUAUAUGAAAUUAUUGAUCAUUUAGUGAAAGGAACAGCAUCAUAAAACAUAAUAUCCUCUUACUUGUUAAUUUUUAAACCUAACUUAACCUAACCUAACCUAUUGAACUCGCCUAAGUAUCCUUGAGCAAGGUACUGAAUCCCUCAAUGCUCCUGGUGACGCAACACCAGUAGGUAGAUGGCAAUGUAGUGUAUGCCAUGAAGUCUAUUCUUUUUAGACUAAUAAUGACUCAAAAUGAGCUCCAAAAUGUAAUGCUACUGGAAGGAAUCUCAAGUCUGUACAGAAAAAUGGUUGAAGCAUGACGCAGUCCUGCAGAUGUUAUUCCUAUUGCAUGAUAGUUUACGCGGACCUGUGUAUCAGUGGGGGGAGACGCUGCAAAAACGCGGCAUUUUUCAACAAAUGUAUGUCUACACACAUAUACAGAUCUCAUGUUUGUGUUAAGAUGGGUAUCUGUGCAAUCUCAAAGGCGUUAUCAGUGGAGAGAAACGAAGCAUUUUUUUCAACAAAUGUAUGUCCACUCAGCAAAAUGCAGAGCCCCAUGUUCAUUUAAAGAUCAAGGUCAUAAAACAUUUUAAAAAUCAAAAACUACAAAAUACGAUUACGUAAAAAUGGGUGGGGAAAACCCUAUAAAUUCGCUAUCUCCUCGCCUUCUUCGUUGUCCGUUCAACAUACCUGAUACCAAAUGGCCAGAGAGGUUAAAGAAAUCAACAUUUCAAACUAUGAGUUGGACCUAAGGUCUGAUGCGGAGGACACUGAAUUGACACAUCACGCGUCGACACCGGCUUCUUCGCCAUCCCUACUAUGGGACCUUGGUGAUUCGGAGGCUGAUCUUAAUUAUUCUUCGCAAUCGACUUCGGAUAACGACAUACAGCCGCACGACUGGCGUAGGCCAUUAUCGCGAUCAAGUGAGGAGGACAGUGGCUAUUAUUCACAAUCUAAUGGCCUAUCCACUCCACCAAGAGCAGCAACAGCAUACUUAGCAGAUGCCUCUACACAAACUGACAUAUUCAUUAAAUCAGAAGCUGUCGAUGAGCCAGCCAUCUUAGUUGGUGAGAAUUUUAUAUUUACCCCCUCGGUGAUUCGAUACGCACCACCAGCGCAGGUGUUAGUUGCGGAUGCAACUGCGCAGAUUGAUGAGUUAUUCAUUCAACCAAACGCCGCCCCAAAACCUGCAAUAGUUGCGGAUGCAACUGCGCAGAUUGAUGGGUUAUUCAUUCAACCAAACGCCGCCCCAGCGCAUGUGUUAGUUGCGGAUGCAACUGCGCAGAUUGAUGAGUUAUUCGUUCAACCAAACGUUAUAAUUCCACGUCUCAUCAGGAGCGGGCCGCAUGAGCUUCCUCGGGAACCUGGCACCCCGUUUGGAUUCAUUAUUGACGAAGCGAGAGGUCGAUAUUAUUCAUAUUAUUUUGUCUGAUUUGCUAUCCUGAUUAAAAAUGGAUGAUUCUAUUCCUGACAUACCGUGUGAAUUUCAAGAUUUUAUCAAUCAAAUAAACGAGCAAAUGGUGUCACAGCCUGAUAUACCUUACGAACUGUUGGAUAUUGUCAGCGGAAUAAACAAUGUGAAUCAGGUAAACAAUGAGAUGGCAUUUGAGCAACACAACCCAGACACGCUGAUUGAUUCAGAUGAUCCAUUUGUAGCCAUUCGAUCAAUAGAUGAUUUUGUCGAUUUCUUUCAGCCUUUACAAAACGCUUUAAUACAACUUAAUCAACCGAGCAAUGUUCCAAACGAAUCAACUGACAGUGUCAUG